AAAAUUGAUGCUAUAACAUUAGUUUUACUGACAAAGCACUUGCUGAGCAAAAGUAAGAAGGGAAUCUCCAUUCCAAUGUACAUUCAAGUGAAUUCAUAUCUCCUUCUCUGUCUUGGACAAUGAAGAAGGGUACUUAGACAUCUGCUUUCUCUUCCUCGCUUGUAUCUAAAAAGCCUAAGCAUUCAUAUCCAUGUUUAUUUUCUUUGGCAGCCAUAGCAACAGCAGCAAGUUGAAAAGAGCAAAAAAAAAAAAAAAAAAAAAAAAAAAGAGAGAGACGGAAGUACAAUUACAAUCCCAUCCCACAAAAAGGUCAAGGGCUACCUGAAAGACCGGUAGGCCCCAGGGUCCUCAAAGCAUCCAAGCCAUCCCUAUACUCUCAGGUAUGUUACAGAUUGUCUCCAAUUUUAUUUGUAUCUGAAUUUGUGGAGAGGAUGCAGGGAAAAUCGUGUUUGUUGGCUUACCUGUCCCAACACAGAGAUCAUGUUACUACUAAAAUCCAUGAUUCUAGAGUUGUACUACCAGUAACAGUUCAAAAAGUACUUUCCCCAUGUGUUAUUGAUAGUAAUUAUUAUAGCUAGAAAUAAAAAGACUUCCAAGAAAAACUGAUGUUAAAUGAACAUCAGUUCAAAGAAACUUUGAUGUUAAAUAUACUCGUGAGUUAUGUAAUAAUGUCCUCUUGUAUAUAUAAUGUUUAUCAAUAAACCAACAUCAUGAAUCUGCCUAAUAAUAUAAGGUUUAAACGUAGGUUUCCAGUUCCAGAUUUUUCCUCCAGGCCUUGCUUCUUCCAAAUCUUUCCUUUUGUAGUAGAUUUACACAUUUCAUCAAGAUGAGUCUAGUUGAUAUGUUUAAGGUAAUUUGUUAACUUUCCAACCAUAUUCUUCUUCACUGCUUAUCAUUUUACCGCUGGUUGUCAUUUGCAAUUUUCUCCUUGCCCUGGAAUCUGAAGUAAGUUGGUGAAGAUGCAGAAUUCCUAAUGUUGCAAUGCAUUAUUUCCAGGAUUUAACUGGCUUCCCUGAUAUCAAAUUGUGUCUUGUAAAGGCCAUAGUUUGUCUCUCUGAUGCAAAGUAAAUAUAAUGCAUGUUGGGUCAAGACUGUCAUUUUGGCCAAUAAAUGAUCUAAAGUACCUGCCUAGGGCUGGCUGGCAUGUACAGAAUGCAUUCAAACAAGUAAUUCUUAUAGUUAUUCAACAGCUUCUGUUUUUUUCUGACUCCCUUCACAGAUUAAUAAUCCUUGAAUAUUUUAAUGGGAACAGAUAACCAGACUUGGGUGAGUGAAUUUAUUCUCCUCGGCCUGUCCAGUGACUGGGACACUCAGGUCUCCCUCUUUGUCCUGUUCUUGGUCAUGUAUGUGGUGACCGUGCUGGGGAACUGUCUCAUUGUCCUUCUGAUCAGACUGGACAGCCGACUCCACACUCCCAUGUAUUUCUUUCUCACCAACCUCUCCCUUGUCGAUGUCUCCUAUGCCACAAGUGUAGUCCCUCAGCUGCUGGCACAUUUUCUUGCAGAACAUAAAGCCAUCCCAUUCCAGAGCUGUGCAGCCCAGUUAUUUUUCUCCCUGGCCUUGGGUGGGAUUGAGUUUGUUCUCCUGGCGGUGAUGGCCUAUGACCGCUAUGUGGCUGUGUGUGAUGCCCUGCGAUACUCGGCCAUCAUGCAUGGAGGGCUGCGUGCUAGGUUGGCCAUCACAUCCUGGGUCAGUGGCUUCAUCAACUCUCUUGUGCAGACUGCUAUCACCUUUCAGCUGCCCAUGUGCAGAAACAAGUUUAUUGAUCACAUAUCCUGUGAACUCCUAGCUGUGGUCAGGCUGGCUUGUGUGGACACCUCCUCCAAUGAGGUCACCAUCAUGGUGUCUAGCAUUGUUCUUCUGAUGACACCCUUCUGCCUGGUUCUUUUGUCCUACAUCCAGAUCAUCUCCACCAUCCUAAAGAUCCAGUCCAGAGAAGGAAGAAAGAAAGCUUUCCACACGUGUGCCUCUCACCUCACGGUGGUUGCCCUGUGCUAUGGUGUGGCCAUUUUCACUUACAUCCAGCCCCACUCCAGUCCCUCUGUCCUUCAGGAGAAGUUGUUCUCUGUCUUUUAUGCCAUUUUAACACCAAUGCUGAACCCCAUGAUUUACAGCCUAAGGAAUAAAGAGGUGAAGGGGGCCUGGCAGAAACUAUUAUGGAAAUUCUCUGGGUUAACAUCAAAGAUGGCAACUUGACUCAUGAGUAUGACUUAGAGAAAACAGCUUUGCCUCAGUGUUCUCCAUCCAGCUGAGAUCUGACAGGUGUAAACUACAUUGCCCUGGCAACCAGGAAGGAGAUGAUGUAGCAUGUACUGUGGAUGUUAUGGAGGAGGGUGAGUGGUUCAGUUGGAUGGGGUGUGGGACGUGGGGUUAUAUUUAUGAACAGUGGAGUUAGAUACUGCUGUUAUAAAACUUCCCACACUUCUUCCACCUCCACUCUUACAGCCUGACAAUUGUUGAAAAAAAAUUACUACUUACUGUUUUGAUUUGUCACAUCGUUUGUAAUGAUAGACCUACUCAUGGAUCUUACCUUGGACCACUGGUACUUACACAUCCACAUUUUAUAAAAGGUUAUGGGGCUUCCAUUGAAAACAAAAUGCAUUUUUACAUUUGAAGACUCACUUUAAAUAAUUUGUAGUGUAUGUCAUCACAUGCAGUAAUUGUGUGAGUCAACAUUCUGAGAAAAGUGUUAUUGUCAAGGCUGACUAAAAUGUUUUUGUGCAGGACCUACAAAAGGUGAACAUAAUGUCUUCUCCUGAGUGCUGGAGCUAAUUCAGUGAAAAAAUAUCAACUCAAGGUCUUGUUUCACCUCAAUAGGGUGACAGUCAAUGGUUGUUUGUACUGAAGACUAUUAUUGACCAAGAAAAGUUAAGCUUCAGGUGCUUCUUGACAGUAUUCAAACAGUUUGAGAAGGAUUUUACUGCAUAUAUAGGCAUAUCGUUGAAAAUAUUAAAAAUGAUCAAUCUGAAAAAUCUGUAAGCUUUUUCUCAGAAUCUUCAGAAACACACAAAAAAGCACACAAAUUAUGAGAUACUGUGAAAAAUGUCAAAGACAUAAUUAAUUUAAGGAAAAACUCUUCAGCCAAAGUCAAUGAAGGGUAAGAUAAUUUAAUAUGAAGUUUGGAACAUCAAGGAAGGUCAGCCAACUAUGCAAAUGUUACCCUCAAGUCUUCACAUUGAGAACUUCUCUUGCCACCUCCAUCUUCCUCACCUUCACACACACAACAGAGCCAUAGGUGAAUUUUUGUAAAUCUUGUAACCUGGGCUUGUCUGAGAAUGGACUUCCCUUUGAAAAGGAGCAUAACUGAUGUAAAAGGAGAAGACAUAAUUGAAAAAGGGGAAAGAAAAGAAAGAAUAUGAUCAUAGCUGCUCUUCCUACUCCCUUGAAGGAGUCAAAGUCUUUUCUUCCUUUUGUGUCUUCAAGUCAGUUGAUUGGCAGUUCUUACAUUUGUCAACACAUCAUCAUAGAAUCUAAGAGUUCUUACAGUGUUGAAGGCAUAUAACCCAAAGCCCAUUUGACAUCUGAAUUUUAUAUUAAUAGUAAUGCAAUCUUAAAUUUUGCAAGAUAGGCAGGCAUCCUAAAAGAUGACAAUGCUGGCAAAUUAAAUUUUUAUUUUAAGUAUUAUCAGUGGAGUAUCUAUUCUGUGUCAGUGUCAAUAAAUGGUUGUUGCACACAAUAGUCAAUAUGAUACCAUCCUGACAAGGAUAAUCUCACAUAGUAGGGAGGACAGAUGAUGAAACAAUGAUAAUGCAUUGUGGUAAGUGUUACAGUGAAGGGGAGCCCACUGGAAAUGAUUGCAGAAGGCUUCCUAUAAAAGGACCCUUGGAUUGAGACCAGAAAUGUAAGAACAAGUUAUCCAGAAGACAAGAAACCCAAACAAGAAACAACCUGUACAAAGUUGUAGAGAUGUGAGCAAGCAUGAAAGCCCAAAAAAUGUUGGAAGUUCAAUUUCAGGGCAGAGAAGAGUGAGAGAGUAGUGAGGACGAAGCAGACGGGUUAGACACAGUCAGAUCCUGAAAGGUGUCGAAUGUCUAAGUAUCUUUUAACUUUAUUCUAAUAGAAAACAAUAGUCCGUCAAAAAUUUUUAGAAGGAGUAUAGAUUGAAAACAAUUACAUUUUAAAAGUAUCACUCUGGCAAAUGAGAUAGUGGAAGAAAAGAUUAGAGGCAAGAUGACCAGCCUGUCUGCUGGGUCUGCUUCAGUAAUACUCUUGAGACAUUCGAGACAUCUGAAUUAAGUUAGAUGCAAUUGGAAGGAGACAAGUAAAGUGGUGUCAUUUAAAAGUGAUGUCAGCUAAAACACUUCAUCUCCCAGAUUGGAAAUGCCAUCUGGAUAUCAUUCCUCUUCUAAAAUGUGAGGAUGCUGUCUGAACAUUCUGUAAAUUGUGUAGUAAACUGGAAAAUUCACCAUCGUGAACAUGCUCUAUAUGAAAUGGUAUGGGAAAGAGAUAAGAAGAAAGUAAUCAAAAAUACAAAUAUACACAUAAUACAUCAAGGAGGAAAAUACGUGAAGAUGCUAUAUCUUCAUUUCUGCCAGCGGUUGUGUGGUCACGGUGUUCGUGACAUUUCUCCAUCAACCAUCACACAAUCCUUUGCCUUCAAACAACUCCUAAGCAUGUUGGGGUUCUUCCUGGAAGGGUUAUCCAAGUCUUGAUAUCUCAGGAAGCAGAAAUGCUGAGAGUGGGCAUUAGGUAUGUAGAAAUAGACUACUAUAGUCUCAUAUUCUGUAUUAGUCAGGUUUCUUUAGAGAGACAAGACUAAUAGGAUAGAUGAAUAUAUGAAAAGGAGUUUAUUAAGGAGUAUUGACUCACAUGAUCAAAAGGUAAAGUCCCACAAUAGGCCUUCUGUAAGCUGAGGAGCACAGAAGCCAGUUGGAGUUCCAAAACCUCAAAAGUAGGGAAGCCAACAGUGCAGCCCUCAGUCUGUGGCCAAAGGCCCGAGAGCCCCUGGUCAACCACUGGUGUAGGUCCAAGAGUCCAAAAGCUGAAGAAAUUGGAGUGGAGUCUGAUGUUUAAGGUCAGGAAGCAUCCAGCAUAGGAGAAAGAUAGAGGCCAGAAGACUCAGGCAAUCUAGUCCUUCCAUGUUCCUCUGCCUGCUUUUAUCCUAGCCAUGCUGGCAGCUGAUUAGAUGAUGCCUACCCAGAUUGAGGGUGGGCCUGCCUCUCCUAGACCACUGACUCAAAUGUUAAUCUCCUUUGGCAACACCUCCAUAGACACACCCAGGAACAAUACUUUGUAACCUUCAAUCCAAUCAAGUUGAUGGUCAAUAUUAACCAUCAUAUAUUCCAUCUAUUAAAUUUCAAUUUUUAUCUUUUUUAUUUGAUAGAGUUUUUAAUUUCAAGGCUGCACUUUCUCGGUAACUUUAAUCUUCAUAAAUUAAAUUAGUUGGAUCACCUUAAGACUACACACACUUCUAAUUCAUAGCUGCUUGUGAAGGACAUUCCCAAUAGAAGGCAUGAACAUUGUCUUGAUACAGGAAUACAAAAUAAGAUGCUAUUCUAAACUUUAUUGUUUAUUUAGCCAUUAAAUAGAAAAAAUUUAAAAAGACACUGAAAAGUAUUUGAAAAUAAAAUAUUUUUCAUUAGUUAAUAACCAUAAAAACACCACUGAAGGUUUCCUUAAAAAUCUAAU
Messenger RNA from Pan troglodytes (chimpanzee), 5628 nucleotides. Its product is annotated as olfactory receptor 2F1. The transcript has a single exon. Gene Ontology annotation, cellular component: membrane. The coding region runs from base 1243 to 2196 and encodes 317 amino acids. The record is from RefSeq and is a predicted model, not a curated record. NCBI's taxonomy places the organism in Eukaryota, Metazoa, Chordata, Mammalia, Primates, Hominidae. Gene Ontology annotation, biological process: G protein-coupled receptor signaling pathway. Gene Ontology annotation, molecular function: olfactory receptor activity; G protein-coupled receptor activity.